AUGAUGUCCCUGAAACCAAAGAGCAGCAAAGGGAAGUCCAGUCCUGACACCAAGGUCGCCGAAAACAGGAGAGAACAAGCCUUCACGUACCACGAGGAUUUUGUUUUUGGUGAAGGAGGAUUUGGAAAAGUCUACGAUGGCCAUCGUGACCCAGAUGGGAUGGCAGUAAGUCAUAAAGUUGCCAUCAAGCACAUCCCACUGGCCCGUGUACCAAUGGGAAAACAUGAGAGAGUUCCUCUGGAGGUCUUCCUCAUGCAAAAAGCUGCAGGAGGAAAUCAUUCUGGUGGGAGCACUGCUGCCAUUUCCCUCCUGGACUGGCAGGUGAAAGGGGAUGAGCUCAUCCUGAUUCUGGAGAGACCAUUUCCUUGUUCUGACCUCUUCGACUAUGUCGAAAGGAAAGGAGGUUUUCUGGAGGAGAAAGAGGCCAAGAACAUCAUGCAUCAGCUGGUCAAGGCAGCCGUGGAGCUCCAUAGGAACGGUGUCUUUCAUCGGGACAUUAAAGAUGAAAAUGUCCUGCUUGACUGGAGCGACGGUGAACUGCAAGCUCGCUUCAUUGAUUUUGGCUGUGGAACCCGAGCGAUGGAGGGGCACUACGAUCGUUUCAAAGCCCACCCGGCUGGAAAUGGGACUUACAUCUUGUUGGGUUUUUGUUGUGUCCGUCUCACCUCAUAUGUCUGUGUGCUGUUUAUUGUAGGUACACGUGAUUACGCCCCUCCAGAGUACAUCCAGCUCAAGAGAUACAGGGCGUCUCCAACCACCGUCUGGCAACUGGGUGUACUUAUGUACGGCCUCCUGGAGGGAAAUGAGCCAUUUGCCACCAAAGGUUCCUUCGCAAAAGGCUCAACAUGGAUUUAAAUGUAUCCAAAAACUGCCAGGAUUUCUUGGACAAGUGCCUUUGUCAACGUCCAAGCAAGCGAGCUAACUUGGAGCAGCUGAUGCUUCACCCCUGGCUCCAGUGACACACUCUGCAG
Thalassophryne amazonica is the source of this 971-nucleotide messenger RNA. RefSeq names its product serine/threonine-protein kinase pim-2-like. Gene Ontology annotation, cellular component: cytoplasm. Gene Ontology annotation, molecular function: ATP binding; protein serine/threonine kinase activity. The coding region runs from base 1 to 855 and encodes 284 amino acids. The transcript is spliced from 8 exons. The record is from RefSeq and is a predicted model, not a curated record. Gene Ontology annotation, biological process: negative regulation of apoptotic process; regulation of mitotic cell cycle; protein autophosphorylation. Lineage: Eukaryota; Metazoa; Chordata; Actinopteri; Batrachoidiformes; Batrachoididae.